Trypanosoma theileri is the source of this 1464-nucleotide messenger RNA. RefSeq lists its product as uncharacterized. The transcript has a single exon. The record is from RefSeq and is a predicted model, not a curated record. The coding region runs from base 1 to 1464 and encodes 487 amino acids. Lineage: Eukaryota; Euglenozoa; Kinetoplastea; Trypanosomatida; Trypanosomatidae.
AUGAACCUUAUUCCUUUCUAUAGAUCUAUCCUGAAAGGCAUUCAUGCCGCCAAAGACUCUCCACAUCAUUUGAAAGACAUACGUUUUAUUUUAUCCUAUCCAUCUAUAGAGGAUGUUCAGAGUUCAUGCAAUAUCUACAAUGUGAAGAGAAAGAUGAUGAAAAAGAAGAAGGAGAACUCCAAUGAGGAAAAGGAAUCACAACAACAGGAAACAAUGGAUCCAAAUCAUAUUGUACGUAUUUGUUGUGAAGAUCUUCGUCGUGUAUUUCUCCCCGAUCCAUGUAUUCCCAAAAGUGCGUUAUUAACAUCUUCUAUUUUAUCACCUGCCGCCCAGCGAUUUAUUCAUAUGCGUGAACUCUUAUGGAUUAAAGAGAGAUUGGAGGAUAUUGGACGUUAUCAUAAGGAAAGAGAAAACGUAGAAGAAGUUGGGGUUCAUGCUGAGAAGGAUCCCAAUGUGUUGGAGUUUUUAGAUGAUGAGGUCUUCUCACGUGAGAAUCGUUCUCCUGGUGGAAAUGGAAAACAUCUGAGAAGAGAAAAUGAAAAGAAUGAGGAUGGUGAUAUUCUUGCCCUUCAUGAGGAUAUUAUUUCUCCUCCAGAUACAGCUAAUAAUGAUAAUAAUGUUAAUAAUAAUGUUAAUAAUGAUUAUGAUGAUCCUAACAAUACAGAGAAGGAUUCCAAUCUCAUGGAUGAGAAAAUAAAUAAAUUUUAUCGUGAAAUUCCCACCAUAGGAGACUUACAUGGACUUGGAGAACCUGUAUUAAGAAUACGUACUUCACCUUUCCAUUUAACUAAACAAUACUUAAAUUCCUUUGGAUUAAAUCCACAGACCUUAACAGAGGUAAUUACUUCCACAGAAAAAUUAACACAAUUCCUUCAACAACACAUUCCUCGUCGUGUUACUUGUCAAAAUGAAAAUAUCACACUUACAGCCACUGUUCGCCCUUUUGAUAUCACACUUGGGAAGUGGUGUGAUGGGAAGAGACGAGAUCCUUUUGAACAGGCACGUCGUACCUUUAUUCUGCAGUUUUCAUUAACGCCAAAUAAUCCUUCUUAUGUAGUUGAGAUGGUAGAUGCCUAUUUGUUACGAUUGGAUGUGAGAUCAUCACAGCUUAUAGAAGAAUUCUCUCACAGGGAUUCUUCACGAUUAUUUUGGAUGAUGAAUGAACAGUCUUUAGAGAAGAAUCCCACCAACACUACCAGCAGCACUAGUAAAAGUAAUGAUCUCGAAGAAGUUGCUGGAAGUAAAGAUAAUAAUAAUAAUAAUAAUAAUAAUAAUGAUAGUGGUAUAUCAAAAAGAUAUGAGUUGACGAUAUCUAACCCAAGUAGUAAUCCAACUGUUAUGAAGGGUCAACUUUAUUAUGUUCUUCGAAUGAAGGAUGAUAAUGACAAGGACGAAAUGGGUUUGCAUAAGCUUCCUAUUUUUAAUAUUUCCUUUGGACAUCUGCUUUUUUCUAAUGAUGAUUGA